Molecule: messenger RNA, 396 nt
Organism: Prorocentrum cordatum
Lineage: Eukaryota; Dinophyceae; Prorocentrales; Prorocentraceae
Source: the annotation of a GenBank genome assembly
AUGCGCGGGCCCUCUGGUCAGCAUCUUUUCGAAUCAGAGCUUUGCGCAGGCCAGUGCGAGACCUGCGUGACUUACAGCGCUCUUGCGCAGAAGACAGAAGACAGACAACCCAGCAGGCGGGGCGAGGAGGCGGCUGCCACAUGCCACGCGCACAGCGAGGAGGCUGCUGCUCCUGGCCGCGUGCACGAUGCAGCGCGCCACGGGCAGCGCCGCGCGCACGGCGCACGGGGCCGCAUUUCGGGAAAGGCCGCGGCCCCGUUCGGCAGGCGGCGCGCACGCCUUCGCCGCACCGCCGCGCCCCGCCGUCGGAGGCGCGCGAGGGCGCAGAGUCCGUGCCCAGCCGGCUGCCCACACGUCAGGGACGCCGACGAAGGGGAGGGGUCGAAUCGGCUGUAA